AUGGAGGAAUCCCUGACGCGGCCGCGAUUAAGGACAGGGAGUCCGGUGGGCAGGGAUUCUGAGGGUCGGAGGGAACUAGGGAGGGGGACUUACCCCGUUUUCUGCCGGAUCGGGUGGAUGAGUAGAGGUUCCCUGGUUGUCUCCUGGGGGAGGGGAGGAGCAGCCCGCGCCGUAACCCGCGGGGCUUGGUACCCCUCCCGGGUUUCGGCACCAAAUGUAAGGUCGGAUCUUAACAAAGGGCACCGUGAAACAGAGGAAAGCUUCAACUUUAUGCUGACUCAGAAAUUGAUAACUGGCCAGAGAAGGGAUUCAGGCAAGGCUUUGUUGAGGCUCGUGCUGCAGCAGGAGGGAGCGAAAACAAGUGACAGUUCCCUGGCUCACUCUCCGAGGAAGGUGGGCUGGAUCCUUAAAUGGGGUGAGGCAGGGGCCGAUUGGUGGUCUGCCCACUCGCCUGGUGGUGCUGUGUGCAGGGAUCAUGCGCAGUCAUUUUUAGACUCUCAUUUCCUGGUAUAUUCAUACAACAAGUCAGGGAUAUUGUAUCCAGAUUCUUCAUUUGUAAAGGGCCGUUGCUUUUAUCAACGAUAUGCCACAGAGAUUGCAGAUUCAGUUGUGACACUUAGCACCUGCUCUGGACUCAGGGGAUUAUUGCAGUUGGAGAAUAUCAGUUACGGAAUUCAACCAUUGGAAUCUUCAGCUACAUAUGAACAUAUGCUUUAUCAGAUAAAAGAUAAUGAAAUUGAUUUUCCCCCCAUAGCAGAAAAUAAUUCUACAACCCAAUUGGCAGAUCAGUCCUACAAAAUUCUUGUGAAAUCAGAAAAAAAUUCUGGUGUGCUGUUGAAAAGAGUUCUGAAAAUACGAGUCAUUAUGGAUAAAGCCUUGUAUGAUUAUAUGGGCUCUGAAGUGGCACUUGCAUCUGAGAAAGUUGUCCGUAUCUUUAGUCUCAUCAACACUAUGUAUUCUCAGCUUAAAGUGUUGGUUACAUUAACUUCUCUGGAGCUCUGGUCAGAUCAAAAUAAGAUUUCAACUAAUGGGGAUGCUAAUGAAGUUCUACAAAGAUUUGUGUCAUGGAGAGAAAAAUUUUUACUUCAAAGGUCCCAUGAUAUGCCAUACUUAUUAAUUUAUAGGGACCAUCCUAAUUAUGUGGGAGCAACAUAUCAUGGAAUGGCAUGCGAUCCAAAGUUUGCUGCAGGAAUUGCUCUGUAUCCAAAGAUGAUAACCUUAGAGGCAUUUUCAGUUGUUUUGGCACAGUUGCUUGGAAUUAACCUGGGAUUAACAUAUGAUAAUGACAUCUACAGUUGUUACUGUCCAGGAACUACAUGCAUAAUGAAUCCUGAAGCAAUACGUUCCCGUGGUGUAAAGUUUUUCAGCAGUUGCAGCAUGGAUGAAUUCAAACAUACAGCUUCACAGCCUGAAUUUGAAUGUCUUCAGAAUCGAACAGUUUCAAAAGUGGUUCCACAGGGAAGAGUUUCAGUUUGUGGCAACGGAGUUUUGGAACCGCCAGAGCAAUGUGAUUGUGGUGGGCCAGAGCAAUGCUCUCAUAAAAAAUGCUGUGAUGCUGUAACAUGUUCUCUGAUUGGAGAUGCAGAGUGUGGUACAGGACCAUGCUGUGACAGAAAAAGUUGUCAGAUAGCUGAAAGAGGACAUGUAUGUAGGAAAAGCACAGAUAUGUGUGAUUUUCCAGAAUUUUGCAAUGGGAUAGCUGAGUUUUGUGUACCUGAUAUGAAAUCUGCUGAUUUAGAACUGUGCAAUAAUAAGACUGCCUUUUGCUAUCAAGGAGUAUGCCAAGAUACAGAUAAACAGUGUGCAGAGUUGUUUGGAAAAUUUUCGAAGGGGGCUUCUGCUCUAUGUUCACAAGAAGUGAAUAUGCAUACAGAUGACUUUGGAAACUGUUAUGGUCGUUUUUGUAAUUAUCGGGAUAUCUAUUGUGGAAAGUUAGUUUGUCUCUGGACACGUACAGAAGUAGUGCCAUUUAAAAAUUUUGAUACUCAAUAUACUUUCCUUGGAGGCAUUGUGUGUCUAAGUGCACAUCUAAGAAAUUCGACACCAGUAACCUUCCGAGAUGAUUAUACCUAUGUAAAGAGUGGCACUAUGUGUGGUCCAAAUAAGUUUUGUAACAGAGGAUCUUGCACAGACGUCACCGUCAGCUCAGACGCAACUUGUAUCUCCAAAAUAAAGUGCAAUGGACAUGGGGUUUGCACUACUCUCCAUAACUGUCACUGUGAUGCUGGAUAUGCCCCUCCACAAUGUGAACCAAUGCCUUCAUCACCAGGAGGAAGUAUCAAUGACGGGUUUUGGCUUACGUCAGGUAAAAGUACAGACAUGUUGGUAAAACGACGUGGUGCUUCUCGAAAAAACGGCCUUGUGAUCAGUUUCUACGUUUUCCUGCCUUUCCUCAUUUUAAUUCCCAUCAUUGCUCUUAAAUGGAAUAAAAUGAAGAUAUUUUGGGACAGAGAGGGCACAGUAAGUGAAGGGUCUCUAUCAGAAGACAGCAGUAGGAACAGUAACAGCAACCAGUCUUACAAUGAAAGAAUGGUAACUAAACAAUACCGUCAAAAGCCAUAAUUUGGAGAAAAGAUAUUGCCAAGAAACACACCAUUAACUGGGCUGGUUCAAGAAUAAAAAAAAAUCUGCUUUUCUC
Globicephala melas (long-finned pilot whale) is the source of this 2638-nucleotide messenger RNA. RefSeq names its product A disintegrin and metallopeptidase domain 3-like. Gene Ontology annotation, cellular component: plasma membrane. Lineage: Eukaryota; Metazoa; Chordata; Mammalia; Artiodactyla; Delphinidae. Gene Ontology annotation, molecular function: metalloendopeptidase activity. The record is from RefSeq and is a predicted model, not a curated record. Gene Ontology annotation, biological process: cell adhesion; binding of sperm to zona pellucida; male gonad development.